GGGGUUUAAUGCUAGGUAAUUCACUUUGUAUUCUCUCCAUGUUGGACGUAAUAUAAAGUUUCAAAAAGCGUGAAAUGGCCUCUCAUAUUUAAAUCGUAAAACGUAAUAAGAAAUGAGAUUUAAAAAUAGAUUAGAAAAAAAUGAAUACAUAUAAAAGUUACCGGAAAAUGUAUGUUAUGAUGGCUAAGUUAAAUAUUGUUCAUGUGAAAGACGGCGAUCACCACGACAAAGAAAGGAAAAAAAGGAUGACCCCGACGUGAUUUGAACACGCAACCUUCUGAUCUGGAGUCAGACGCGCUACCGUUGCGCCACGAGGUCUGUGCCGUGUAUUCAGCAAUUAUUAGAUUAAGUAUACUUUGGUUACAAUUGGUUUGUGGUGUUAUGUUUCACUAACAACGACAUAGCAACGAACCACCUGACAUCUAAAUGAACCAGUACACGUUAUAACAUUAUCUCCACUUCAGGUCCUAACCAUAGAUGUAUCGGAAAUGUCCGAACCAUCGGUUGACGAAAAGAACACGCCUGCAAAGAGUUACAUUGAAUUCCGUGUACAGUUAAAAAGAAAAGACAUUCAGGACCUUCUCGGAGAGAUAGACCAACUAGAAACGAAGAAGCUCAGAAACGUCAAGUUGUUGCAGCAACUGAAGUCGGAGCAGGACAACCAAAUGCGUCUACUCCUGAAGCAGGUGAAAGAGCAGGAGAAGAAACUGGCGCAGAAAGAACUGGCGCACCUGAAACAACUGGAACAGGACAAAGACGCGGCACUGUCAAAGACGGCGGAGGUGGAAGACGUCCAGAGGGGGCUGAGCGACGUGGAGAGGCAGGUCUCGGAGCGGCUGGCCCAGUGCCAGGAGCUGCGGGACUACAGGGACAGGGGCGUCCAUCAGCACCAGGCCCAGAUCACACAGCUGGAGGAGGAGCGCGAGCGCAUGCAGCUGGACGCCGCCGCCGCCGCGGAGCACAUAAAGAGCCAGCUGUCACUGACCCUAAGGAUGAUAGAGAUGGGGACGGGCCAAGCCAUCAAGGACAACAGACUGGCUGAAGAGAUGAAAAAUAACGAGCUCAACAUGGACGAGUCGCAAAGAGCGGCCCACAGAGAUAAUGAAUGGCUACGAGAAAAGGUUUCGGCCUACAGGGAGGAAGUGUCGGCCCUGGAGCUGUCCGUGCAGGGUAUGGAGGAGGAGAACGUUGGCCAUUGUGAUUGGCUGUUUGACCAACGCCUCAAACGCCUCAGCAUCUCCCGACCUGGGUCAAAACCGGGUUCAGACCUGCGAGAAAGCACCAUUCUGAAUCCAACGUCAGUUGCAGGAUGUGGCGCCGCUGCAGCCAGCGACCGUCUGGAAGGGGAUGAAAUAGACAGCAGCUGCAUUGGAUCAGCGACUCCCGACCAGCUGAGGCCUCGACACAACUUGAGUGUUGGCGAGCUGCAGCAGAGGCUUCUGACCGUGGUGGGGCAGACUGUGCCGCUGCACCUGCCUCCCACUGAGGACCACCGAUGGGACGGGGGCAUGACCUACAGCAGCACGGAGGUGGCCAGCAAACCCCUCACCAUCAGACAGCUAUGAACCUAAUACACUUGGUCAUUCAUUGGCGCCAUCUAGAUCGCUUGAGUUGCAUUUCAUUCUUUAAUCAAACAUUUAUUAAAAACAUUUGCAAUUUUUACUUGUUUUUAAUCAUGAGUAUCAAAAUGAUACGGCAACCAUGUUGCCAGAUCAGAACUAAAACAUGGAACAGACAAAAUAAAUACCAAGACUUCAAGAAAUAUAUAUUUGAGAAAUAACUACAGAAAAGAGGAAUUGUGGAAGCUUGCACUUUAUUAAAAAAACAACCCAAAAAAACAUAUCUAUAAACUGCCGCAAAUGUGUAAAACAAAAGAAAACAAACCCCCAUCGUGUCACCUUCGUGUUCGGCCCAUAGUACUAUCAUCAGCCCCGUCUCUCGUGUUGCAGGUCCAGAUUUUAUUUACACAGAGCCCCGAUCAACAGCGCUCCACCCUGCCUGCAACACACCUGUUAACCACUGCAACCACACAGCCUUUCACUCUCUCACACACACACACACACACAC
This is a messenger RNA of Gadus chalcogrammus (walleye pollock), 2067 nucleotides long. It is a transcript of the gene ccdc83, whose product is annotated as coiled-coil domain containing 83. The coding region runs from base 489 to 1565 and encodes 358 amino acids. The record is from RefSeq and is a predicted model, not a curated record. The transcript is spliced from 10 exons. Lineage: Eukaryota; Metazoa; Chordata; Actinopteri; Gadiformes; Gadidae.